AUGUUUAAAAGAGCAAAUUGGUUGAAAGACUUGCCAACUUCACAGCUAAACUACGGAGUAGCCGUGUCAGACGUAGACAAUGAUGGAACAUUGGAAUGGAUCGUUGCAGGAUUCAAUGGUCCGAACUUUGUGCUUAAAUACAAUGCUACGACCAGACGUCUAGUUAAUCUUGCUCAACAAGAUCCCAGAUUUGGCGCAAUACGUGAUGUUGGUGGUCAAGCAAUUGGUGUGUGUGCAUGUGAUAUCGACGGGGAUGGACGCGAAGAAAUAUAUUUUCUGAACACAAAUAAUGCAUAUGCUGGUCGUGCCGAUUAUGGAGAUUCCUUGUUUAAAUGGAGAAACGGUAGGUACGUGAACUUGUAUUCCGACCCCAUCAAUUCAAGGAUGGAAGCAAAAAGUUUUGCUGGAAGAUCAGUGGCUUGCAUCGACAGACUUGGCACUGGAAAAUACUCUGUUGUCAUUGCUACUUAUUCUAGGGGAGGUGUCGGUAAUUUUGCUUUGGUCGAAAUGGAUGAAAAUCAUCCCAACAACGAUGCAAGAUCGGGCAAUAUUGUUUUGAAAAAUGUCGCAAAUGUUGCAAAGAUUAAUAAAGGCACGGGUGGAAGAGGUCUUGUCGUUGGGCCUAUUCUAGGGAAUGGUGGGCGGUCUGACAUCUUUUUUGGGAACGAAGGGAACCCUUGGAUGGGAAAUUCUGGAGACAAUUUCUUAUUCAAAAAUCUUGGAAACGGAUCAUUUGAAGAUGUUGCUGAAAAUGCAGGAAUUCAGGACAAAUAUAAUAAUGCUAGAGGUAUAAGUUUGGGCGACUUUAACAGAGAUGGAUUAAUGGACAUUGCAUACGGCAACUGGGAAGGUGAACAUAAACUGUUUAUGCAACAUAAGUCAGUAGGUGGCUUGAGAAAAUUUCGAAAUGUAGCAACGAAACAAUACGCUGUGCCAACAAAAAUUCGUACAGUUAUAACCGCAGAUUUUGACAAUAAUGGGGACACAGAGAUAUUUAUGAACAACAUCUGUAGCCACCGCGAUCCUAACGACAGAGAACCAAAUAAAUUAUUCACUGUUGUACCAAAUCCAUCAAAUAACAGUAAUGACCCUGUCAUCCGGAAAAUGAGCAUCGGCCAAGCUAAAGAGCCUCGGGGGUUCGGAACGGGGGCUGCAAUCACAGAUAUGGACGGGGACGGUUUACUGGACCUUCUGGUGUCACAUGGGGAGAGUAAAACACAGCCAUUGCAGAUAUAUAGAGUAAAUCGCAAAGUGAGCAAAAACGACGCCGGUAGAAAAAAUAACUGGGUAAGGGUGAUUCCUCGCACUAAAUACGGGGCGCCGGCUCGGGGUGCUCUCGUUAAAUUGUCGACUAGGUCCGGUAAGGUUUACACGAGUGUUAUUGAUGGUGGAUCAGGAUACCUCUGCCAAAUGGAACCGGUGGCUCACUUUGGAAUUGGACAGGACAAACCAAAGAAACUUGAAGUUCUGUACCCCGACGGGGUUACUGUAACAGCUUCUCUGAAAAGGUCAGAUAAAAAUAAAGUUCAUUUCGUUGACCAUCCUAAUAAAAGGCUUGUGGUCUAGGAAAAUCAUUAUUUGCAAACAUGCAGUGUAUCUAAAUCUUUCUCAGGGUCAGAAUCUCAAAAAUUAGAUUUGGAAAAUUAAAUACGUGCAUGCAUUUGUUUUUGUACAUAAUGAGUAAAAAGAUAAAAUCAGCCUUACAUAUAUAUCGUCUUUCUUGUAUCAGCACAUUUUUAAAUAUUAGACAUGCAUUGUAAUGAACAUGUAUAUUGAAGUUUUAUUGUGCACAGUGUUUGUUGCAUUUGUUUUGUGUAAUAGUUAAUGCUAACUGUACCUGUACCACAGAGACUUCAGUGGGCGUGGUUCAUAUUCUUGUAAUCUGUACAGCGUGUUAUUUAGACAUGCGUGUACAUUAUUAUUGAAUUUUAAAGUAAAG
Molecule: messenger RNA, 1939 nt
Organism: Ostrea edulis (European flat oyster)
Lineage: Eukaryota; Metazoa; Mollusca; Bivalvia; Ostreida; Ostreidae
Product: cartilage acidic protein 1-like
Exons: 1
Coding region: 1-1566 (521 amino acids)
Source: RefSeq, a predicted model, not a curated record